AUUUCAAUACAAGAAAAGAAAAAAGAAGCAAAUAAUUAAUAAGACGAAGAUGGCAAACCUAACUCUUUUUACCAGCCUCUUGAAAUUUGGCCAUGUUGCAAGGAACGCCGCUUCAACAACUCCUAGGAUUUUUUUGGCUACUGCCCCAAGACGUAUUCAAGCAAGUUCAUCACAGCAAGACGCAGCUUCAGUAGCCAAUGAAGCUAGGAAUGCUGCUGAAAAUGUAACCCAGACGACCAAAGACAUGGCUGGCAAGGUGUCUGCAACAGCACAAGAUGUGUCUGAGAAAGCAAAGCAGACAGCGCAAGACGCAUGGAGCCAAGCUAAGGGCACAGCCCAGAAGGCCGCAGACACGGUAGUGGGCAAGACCGAAGAAUCGAAAGAGUUCGUUAAAGAGAACGCAGAGCAGGUCAAGAAGAGCAUGAAUACCAAGAACAAGAACUGAUCCAAUCAUUUGAUCAUUUGAUCAUUUGUCCUGUCCAUUCUUGUAUUUCAAUUUUGGUUGUAUUUCCCGUUUCAUAUUAUGCAUGCAUGAUGUAUCCACUGUUGGGAUAUCUUUCUUUUUUUUGGGUCCAUUCAGAUAUUGUUCCAUCCACUACUGGGAAGUGUUUAGUUUUCUUCAUCAUGCAUGUGUAAAACGAAACUCAAUUUUCAAGUGUCAAUAAAUCCUUCCUAAUUAUCUGUUCAAAUAGUUCUAGACUGAUGUGAGGAGGUUUUUGCGUUUUUUUUCCUUCAUUGUCAACGGGUUAGUUUCAUAAAAACCCAAAGAAGAAUAUUAUAGACUCGGCACAAACUGGAAAGAAAAAAAAUGGAGGCAUUACAAUUUACAGGUUGCUGCAACCUGUUCACCAAAAUCGGAAGCAAGCUAAGUUUUGCAAUGUGUUUAUUAUA
Prunus persica (peach) is the source of this 891-nucleotide messenger RNA. RefSeq lists its product as uncharacterized. NCBI's taxonomy places the organism in Eukaryota, Viridiplantae, Streptophyta, Magnoliopsida, Rosales, Rosaceae. The record is from RefSeq and is a predicted model, not a curated record. The coding region runs from base 50 to 445 and encodes 131 amino acids. The transcript has 3 exons.